This is a messenger RNA of Periconia digitata, 1693 nucleotides long. The record is from the annotation of a GenBank genome assembly. Lineage: Eukaryota; Fungi; Ascomycota; Dothideomycetes; Pleosporales; Periconiaceae.
UUUGCUGGUGCAGAAUACACGUUCAUUUUCCCCUCCAACAUGGCCAUGCAGGUCGAUCUUUCCAAUGCCCAGAUGGUGAAGGAUGAGACGGGCCGUCCUUUCAUCAUCGUGCGAGACCAAGGCAAGAAGAAGAGGCAGCAUGGAAACGAGGCCGUCAAAUCCCACAUCCUCGCAGCCCGGACAGUCGCCAAUCUUGUCAAAACAUCGCUAGGUCCCCGCGGUCUCGACAAGAUUCUCAUCUCCCCCGAUGGCGACAUCACCGUUACCAACGACGGCGCUACCAUCCUGUCCCAGAUGGAAAUAACGAACCACGUCGCGAAACUUCUGGUCGAACUCUCUAGAUCCCAAGACGACGAGAUUGGCGAUGGAACAACCGGUGUGGUGGUUUUGGCUGGCGCUCUCUUAGAACAGGCCGCAGAUCUCAUAGACAAGGGCAUUCACCCCAUCAGGAUAGCGGACGGUUACGAUCAGGCGUGCGAGGCAGCCGUGGCCAGGCUGGAUGAGAUCAGUGACGAGAUCCACUUCUCCAAGGACAACGUCGAGGAGCUCUUCAAGGUGGCCAAGACCAGUUUGGGCAGUAAGAUUGUCUCCAAGGCACACGAUCACUUCGCCCAAAUCGCAGUGGAUGCUGUUCUCUCCGUGGCCGAUCUCACCCGCAAGGACGUCGAUUUCGAGCUCAUCAAGGUGGAUGGCAAAGUCGGAGGUGCUCUGGAAGACACAUUGUUGGUGCAGGGAGUCAUAAUAGACAAGGACUUUUCUCAUCCCCAGAUGCCUUCGGAAGUCAAGGACGCAAAGCUUGCCAUCCUCACCUGCGCUUUCGAGCCACCCAAGCCCAAGACCAAGCACAAGCUCGACAUCACCAGCGUCGAGGAGUUCAAGAAGCUCCAGACGUACGAGUCGAACAAGUUCACCGAGAUGAUCCAACAAAUCAAAGACACCGGAGCCAACGUUGUGAUAUGUCAGUGGGGUUUCGAUGACGAGGCAAAUCACCUUUUGUUGACCAACAAAUUGCCCGCUGUCCGGUGGGUCGGAGGACCCGAGAUCGAGCUGAUUGCCAUUGCCACCAACGGACGCAUCGUACCCCGUUUUGAGGACUUGAGCGCAGACAAAUUGGGUUCUGCAGGAAUCGUGCGGGAACUGACAUUCGGAACUACACGCGACAAGAUGCUCGUCAUUGAGGAGUGCGCAAACACUCGCGCUGUGACCGUCUUCGUACGCGGAAGUAACAAAAUGAUCAUUGACGAAGCGAAGCGAUCAUUGCACGACGCUCUUUGCGUGGUGCGAAAUUUGGUGCGAGACAACCGUAUCGUUUACGGGGGUGGUGCCGCAGAGAUUGCCUGCUCACUUGCUGUAGAAGACGCCGCUGUGAAGAGUCCUGGUCUUGAACAAUACGCGAUGCGCGCAUUCGCGGAAGCUCUUGACGCUGUCCCCAUGGCCCUCGCUGAGAACUCUGGGCUGAGCCCCAUUGAGACAUUGGCGAACAUUAAGUCCCGCCAGGCGAAGGAAAAGAACACCAGGUUGGGUGUUGAUUGCAUGCAAACGGGCAGCAAUGAUAUGAAAGAACAUUUCGUCAUCGAUCCUCUCAUUUCUAAGAGGCAACAAUUGUUGCUCGCAACGCAACUUUGCAGAAUGGUGCUUAAGAUCAACAACGUUAUCAUUGCCGGCAGCGGCGAGGACGAUUACUAAAAACGUU